AUGUCAUCGAGUUACCCGCCCCAACUUCACCUUACAUUACCAUCGAAUACGACGUCAUUCAAAAGAUCCUUUGACCAGUUUGGAUUCGACUUGGAAAGCCCUGUGGGCAAUGCUGAGGCAAGCAGCAGUAGCGGAAGUCCUGGUAGCGGAGCUGGCAGUAGCGGGAAUGGGCGAAGCAAACGACCGAGAAGUGCAAGCAGCCUUUCGGAUGGGAGCGAUUCGUUGAGCAGUAGUUUGACUUUUGCGUCAGGUUCUAGCGAAACGAGGUCAUCUGAAGGAAGCGAGCCGGUUGUUGGACCACCUGCGACGUCCCCCAAUCGGUCUAUCUCCUCUCACAUACUCGGUGCAAUGCCUUUUGAGGCUCCCAGAUUACCGACGCCCGAUAUACAGGACAUUGAGAUGCCAGACUAUCCUCUCAACGAGGUUCAGGACGAGACAGAAGAAUUGGAUGAGCAUUCUGAGUCAUUCGUUGGGGGAUCAGUACUUCCAACUGUUGAAAGCUAUAGGUCAUCCGUCGAGCGCAUGAACGAGAUCGACUCGCAGGCGUACAGGCUAGUAAACCCAAGGUCACCCAUCACCGUCCCAAGGCCGACGACUCCACCGCCAAUACUACCCCCUCUAUCAUUGGAGGAGGAUCAAACACCGUUGCAUCAAACUUUUCUUGACAGUCACAUAAGAUCCCAUCUCUCUCUCUCAAAUUCCACCUCUGACCGACCCUUGUCGGCUACAUCGUUGCGUGGCCCACAAGCCUCGACUCCCGCCAUGUCAUCUCAUACAAUUCCCCUCACUCAAGGUGCCGUGCCAUCUGAAGCAAGUUCUGCCGCCCAUACUUCGAUUCUUGGCUCUCAUUCGGAACCCGAUUUAGUCCUUGAGAGCAGUCCUACCACCGAGCGGGAUAACUCUUCAUUCAGCGACACUUUGGACCAAUUACUCAAUCACGGCCAAUUGAGCUCGUUUAGUCUGGAGUUCCGACGACCGGAGAGAAUCAGCUCAAGGACCAGCUCAAGUGUAGCGCCCUCUGGAGAUAGGUCCACUUUUCCCGACCAUUCUGUUCCGUCAUCCGCGUCAUCAUUGCCUUCUGCCACAUCCCUCCUGAGGCGGCACGGAUCGCCGAAUGUCAGAGUCACGAACAGAUCAGAAUCACCCAGGAGGCAUCACCUAUCGAGCCGUGAACAAGACAGGGAUCAAUUCCCUUUCAGCUCACACUUCACGUCCAAUAGAGAACAGAGUUCCGCAAGAGACGACUCGCACAUAGAUCGUACCAUAUCACCUCUUUCUUUCUCGUAUCGUUUCCCCGGUUCUGUCUCUCUUCGUGAGCCAUUGUCAUUGUCGAACAUGAGGCGUCAACCAUCAUCAGCGUCGUUCCGUAGCGAUCUUGACAGGUGGUUCGAAACCCCUAGUUCUGAUACAGUCGAUCGAGACCGGUUCCCACUUGAUACGCUCAGACUCUCGUCUCGUCUGACACGAAACCCAGGCAUUCGCAUUGCGGCCGACGAAGACCAUGCAUCCAGAGCGUACUCGAGUGCACUCGAAUCAGAUCGAGCCAGACGUCCAGAUGAUGACGACGACGAUCUUGAUUUUGAAAGUACCAUAUCUGGACUCCGUGCCCGUCUUCUGGAGAACCGACGAUCAGUUAUCGGAAUCGAGUCGCGAUUAUCGGAUUCAAGGUCGCAGAGGACGCCGUUCCCCAGUGUGGAUUCAGAAUCACACAACUUACCGGGCACAUUCAGAAGGAGCAGGUAUAUUGAGCAGGGCUUGGUUGAUCCAAGAGAAGCAGCUGGACGGUAUGAAACUGAGGAUGUACGGCCUCCUGCCCGAUGGCGAUUCUCUUGGAAUGAUGCUUUCGACCUCGAGGAAGAGGACAAUCCGAGGACCUUGUCAGAGUCCGAGAGAAUAUAUCGUAUCUCCAGAGGAAUGGGUAGGUCAUCUACACGGUCCCUUGGUAAUAGCGAUCGUCACAUCAAUAGCAGUUCCAUUCCCACGAGAAACCUUCCAGGGCGACGGACCCGACCUCGCCACUCAGGCGCUUUGUCUGGGUCCACCUCCUUAUUCUCAGAAAACGCGGCGGAAAUGAGGCGACGUGAUGAUCGUGACGUGGUUGACCGUCUCCGCCGCGCUUCGAGCGGCGGCGAUUUCAAUAGCUGGGAACUCCCCUCUGACGACGAACUGGACGGUGAUAGUCUUAGGUCAACUUUCGGUCGGGAAAGGCCAUUCUUACGAGGAGACUCUUCACGCCCAGAAGAGUCUUCGAGGUCACCCGUCCUUCCUCCUUUGUCAUAUCAUAAUCGAAGUCUCAGCCCUCCCUCCAUGCCUCGUGCGAUGACAGAGCUCCUUUCUCAAUCCGAGCAUUCUAGCCACAGUUCUUCGCGACCCCCCAUAAACUCAUUCAGCUCACGGAGAGAUUUACCCAGCUGGUAUCUGUACCCAGAGUCCUCUUCAUUUGAUCUCUACGCUAGUUCACUCCAUACUCGUAGUGAUACCCCAUAUGAUAUCCGCUCGAGAGAAACCGGACGAAACCGCAAUUCUUAUAUUCCAUACCUGCAUCGAGCAUCGGACCAGCACGCGAUGGAUUCUGAUACAAAUUUAUCUCGCCCUCGCGAUGAACGGUACAUGCCUUCAAAUCGCAACCCUCGUUGGUCAUCAUUUGACGAGCCUAGACGGCAUUCACCAGCAUUAUUUGACUCCCAGUCGUCUACAAUAUCUGAUAUCGCAAGAACCAUCACUAACAACGAGUAUGACCUCGCAUCUUCAUUGUAUUGCCCUUCUCCCUCGGCAAUCUCAAAUAACACAGUUGAUGCAGAUAUGCGGGUUAUUUCGCCAGAAGAGACAUUUGCCCCUCCCGCUAUGCCGCCCUCAAUACCGCCUCCUGAUCUCGGCAAUAACCUGUUUGACUCUAGUGAUCCUUCAGACAUCUCUCCUCCCCAGAGAUUCCCAGAAUUAUCUAUUUUUCAACGUUAUCCCAUUCCUCUCGAUCGCACGGCUUCCGAGACAGAUGAGCCGUCUCGAUCUCUUCGUUCACCAUCCCCGAUAUCUCCGAUCGAGUUUGCUUAUCACUCCCCUCCUCCAACAUCUUCCAUUCCUAGAAAUCAGCCUGAACCCCCUGGCUUUGGACGAGGCCGGAUUGGAGGCAUAGACCUACAAGGUUUUGCACCUGGACCUUAUAGGAACACGUUGCAAAGACUUGUUGAGCGCGGUCGAUUGAGUGACAGCUCGAAUCCGCCCUCCAUUCCACCGCUUCCAUUUGAAAGUCCGGCUUCUCCUUUGCGUGCUGUUUCUUCAACUGCGGUUAACUACCCGAGGGAACGUUCAGUUCAAGGUCAAACACAGGUUCCAAGCCUUCGACAGCCUACGGACCGAAGAAUUUCCAUGCCUUUGCCUUCAGCUCGUUCAUCUCUCUCCGCUCGGCACCCACUAGCAGAAACGACCUCGCAGCGCCGGACUUCGGAUGAUUUGCAUCGACACAUCAUGAACCGUGCAACUUUCGAAGCCUCCCUGCUAGAGGGACCAGAAAUGCCCGAAUCUGGUAAUAUGAGCAGUGAGCUACGAGGUCUUGACCAUGCGUUGCACGUCUUGCGGCAAGAUGGACUUUCUGAGCAUCGCUCACAACAGUUAAUCGAGCGGUAUCGAAGACAAAGGCAAAGACAAGAGUCGUUCGAAGGCAAUUUGAAUGCUGGAGCCACCUCUCACUCACCGUACAAUGGUCACAGUCUGUGGGGUUUUUUGGAAGAUAGCAGGGCUACAAGAAGAGAUGGUGAUCGCAAUGGCCCUGGACACAGACCUUCUCCUCGUGCUUACCGCGGGAUCAACACGAACACGAAUACCACCUCGAACAACUCUCUUACAACACCGGACGAUGACAUGGGUGGAUUCGUUUCAUUGUCAGGCUUUCCUCAUAGACGACGACCUGCAAGUAAUUCCCCUACACGCCACGAACGUACAGCAAUGCAGGAUACACGUCCAGCGCCAUUCGGAAGAGGUCGAGCAUUCGGUUCUAGGUUUAGUCGACAUCGACAUCAUGUAGAUUACGAACCCGAAUUCGUUGCAUUCACGGACCUCAUUAGAAGGAGAGGUUCUCGCGGAAAUUUUAAUUUUGGCGACUUCAUGCGAGACGAAGACUUUGAUAGUUCAUACGAAACCCUCAUAUCACUCGAAACUGCUCUAGGUGAAGUGAAGCCACGGGCUACACCUGAUCAUGUCAUAGCCGGUUUGGAGACGGCGUUCUACAAAGAUUGGGCGACAAUCGAUUCCGAUAAACGAUGCCCCAUCUGCUUGGAUGAUUACAAACUAUUAGACCAAGUUUCGAAACUCCCUGAGUGUACCCAUUGGCUCCAUAAACCGUGUCUUGAGCAAUGGCUAAAGGGAGCUAGCACCUGUCCCGUUUGCAGAGAAAACGUCAAAGUUCAGUCGCCGCCAUCUCGUAGUUCAACGCGCCCAACCCGUCUUUUGAACACCGUAUUUCGGAACCCAAUACCAGGGCGUUACCCCAAUGACCCUCCACCGGAUAACAACGUGCGGACUGGUUCGAGUAACGAGACGAGUACCGGUGACAGAGGAAACGAGAACCCUUCGAUUUCAACCUCCAAUGACCCGGCUUUGAGAGGUCGAGAUAGGUUUAACCGUUCAAGCAGCAAUUGGCGUAGCGUUUUCCGACCGCCCCCAGAUUCUGGCGUUUGA
Messenger RNA from Marasmius oreades (fairy-ring Marasmius), 4674 nucleotides. RefSeq lists its product as uncharacterized. Bases 1 to 4674 code for a protein of 1557 amino acids. The record is from RefSeq and is a predicted model, not a curated record. The transcript has 8 exons. NCBI's taxonomy places the organism in Eukaryota, Fungi, Basidiomycota, Agaricomycetes, Agaricales, Marasmiaceae.